AUGCUCAACUUCCUCAACUUGAAAAAGAAAAAGAAAACCCAAGCUCAAAGAAAAGCACAACUCAAUCAACAAAUAAACCAUAAUAAAGGCAAAUACCUACCAACAAGACAAGAACUUAAUCAACCUAUAUUAAAUCCAAAUUACGAAAAAGCUUUUAAACUAUUUGGAGAUUCUAUACAAACCAAUAACAGACAACACUUUGAACAACGAAGCUUAACCCACUUACAAAACAGAUCAACACCCAACUUGAAAUAUUCAAAUAAUGCUCUAACGUAUAAACCAAUAAAACCUGCACCUGACAAUAACUUAUACAAUAUAUUCCUUCAGAAAUAUAAAUUAAACCAAAAACGAAUGAAAUAUAUUGGAGUUACAACUGAUGGAACAGCGGAACAAAUAAUAAACGCUGUAAUAAAAACUGGAAGUAAUAUUAUACAGACAUUUAUGACCUAUAUACCUAUCGAACAAUCAUACUCUGACAAGAUGAUGAAAAAUUGGAUAACAUUAAAAGAAGGCAAACCUAAUUUAACAAAUGAUUACAAACUAAUCAAGGAUAUAAUAAUGACAAUAAUACAAGAAAUAAAGCACGCAAAACAAAUAGGAAGCAAAGUAUAUGUAUUACAUGUAGACACAAGUAAUAAUACAGGUAAUGAAUCACGUGAUAAACAACAAAUCAAACUAAACCUUGAGAAAAUACUUAGACAAACACAAGACACACAAGUAAUGGUAUUACUUGAAAAUUCAGCAUCAAAUAAAUGCUAUGGAGCUCAGAUAGAAGAGCUAAUGAAAAUAAAGAAAAGUAUAAAGAAAGAAUUACAAGAAUUCAAAGAUGAAAAAGGAAAUGUACAACCAAGG
This is a messenger RNA of Ambispora leptoticha, 852 nucleotides long. NCBI's taxonomy places the organism in Eukaryota, Fungi, Glomeromycota, Glomeromycetes, Archaeosporales, Ambisporaceae. The record is from the annotation of a GenBank genome assembly.